AUGGCGUUCAGUUUAAUGCAGCUAGCGGACGUCGCUGAUGAAAUUUACGACACGUUGGAUGUUCAUAUGUUUGUUACCUUUGCGCUAACGACUGAUGGAAUUAUUUACCUUUUCAUCUAUCUCAUUUUACGCAAAAGAAGAAAAGCCAUUCCGGGAAGAGACGAAACAUCUCAAAAAGGUGAAAAACAACUUAGGCGUCUGAACAGCGAGAAAGAAUUCGCCUUCACUGCGUUCCUGAUACUUCUUGCUUUGGUACUAACCCAGAUCCCCUAUCUUGUAAUGACAGUUAUUGAGGCAAAUUGCCAAAGUUGUACUGAAACCACAUGGUUUUUCGUAUGCCACGAGUUUGCAGACUUCAUUUUAUGCCUGAAUGCUAUUGCAAACCCUUAUCUAUAUGGAUGGCGAGUGAAGCAGUCGAGGGAUUCAUUAAUGGCAGUGUUCUGUAGAUCACGCUUAGAACCCGCAGAUCUGGAAAUUUCACAAAAUACAAACGAAACAAGAAAUUAA
Messenger RNA from Porites evermanni, 507 nucleotides. Lineage: Eukaryota; Metazoa; Cnidaria; Anthozoa; Scleractinia; Poritidae. The record is from the annotation of a GenBank genome assembly.